Messenger RNA from Vigna unguiculata (cowpea), 1665 nucleotides. Its product is annotated as transcription factor-like protein DPB. Gene Ontology annotation, biological process: regulation of transcription by RNA polymerase II; regulation of cell cycle. Gene Ontology annotation, cellular component: nucleus; transcription regulator complex. Lineage: Eukaryota; Viridiplantae; Streptophyta; Magnoliopsida; Fabales; Fabaceae. The record is from RefSeq and is a predicted model, not a curated record. Gene Ontology annotation, molecular function: DNA-binding transcription factor activity, RNA polymerase II-specific; RNA polymerase II transcription regulatory region sequence-specific DNA binding.
ACGAAACUGAAAAAUUCAGAAAAUGCCGUGUUUUUGGGCGGACACACAGUUGGGGGAGCAUAGGUGCGAGAAAUUAAUUUUGGAGCGAAACAGCUUUACGUGUGGUUUGUUGUUGCGUGAAGUGAGUGAAGAAACAAACUAGGUGUUGUCACUCAGAUCUGUUCCAUUCCCUCGCCAAUCCAAUUUGUGUUGUAGAUUCCAAAUUUUUGUUUCCACAUUUCGCGUGCCCUAGGCCUCGUCUCGCUCCGUAUGGCAGAUGAAGACGACGACGAGGUGCUCGGUUGCGCCACCGCCACCACCACCACCGCUUCUGGCCAAUCCGCCUCCACCAACAGUUUGCCACCUCCCGCCGACAACACACUCCUCAAAUUGAACCAUCUCGACUUACACGCUGAUGAUGCUGGAUCACAAGCCUCUCUUGCUGGCAAGAAGAAGAAGAGAGGCCAACGAGCAGUUGGACCUGAUAAGAGUGGGAGAGGUCUCCGACAAUUUAGCAUGAAAGUGUGUGAGAAGGUAGAAAACAGGGGUAGAACAACUUACAAUGAGGUUGCGGAUGAGCUUGUUGCUGAAUUUUCUGAUCCAAUCAAUAGUGAAUUAACCCCUGAUCAGCAACAAUAUGAUGAGAAAAACAUCCGUCGAAGAGUCUAUGAUGCUCUGAACGUUCUCAUGGCGAUGGACAUUAUUUCUAAGGAUAAAAAGGAAAUCCAAUGGAAGGGACUUCCUCGUACUAGUGUGAAUGAUAUUGAAGAAAUAAAGACAGAGCGUCUUGCGCUAAGGAAUAGAAUUGAAAAGAAAACAGCCUAUCUGCAGGAGCUUGAGGAGCAAUUCGUAGGUCUUCAGAACCUUAUUCAACGAAAUGAGCAGUUGUAUAGCUCAGGAAAUCCUCCCAGUGGAGGUGUAUCUUUGCCUUUUAUUCUGGUACAGACACGUCCUCAUGCAACUGUAGAAGUGGAAAUAUCAGAAGAUAUGCAGCUUGUUCAUUUUGAUUUCAAUAGUACACCUUUUGAGUUGCAUGACGACAAUUAUGUUCUCAAGGCAAUGAAAUUUUGUGAGAGACCACAGCAAGAUAAUAUGACGCACAAUUUUACCGCUGGAGGUGAAGGUUCUAGCAUGUCAGGCUUGUGCCAACCACAGACUCCUUCUACAAAUCUAAAAGUGUCAAAUAGGCCUCCAACCUCACCUCCUCUCCCUGGCAUAUUAAAGGCAAGGGUUAAGCAAGAGCAUUGAUCUGUAAGUUUAUCAUAUUAUGUUGUCUUAUGUAAGCAUGGUUGUAUAUUUUGUAGAGAAAUUGGCUUCAGUCGGUAGACCGUCAUAAUAGUUAUUCAGCAGUACAGCCAAAUCAUUCUGUAGGUUAGAAGCAGAUCGGUAUGUGUUCUUUAUUGUUAGCGGUAGACUUUGGCACCCUCUUUGCUCAUCAUCCAUCAUUGACUACCUUAACUUUUUUUUGUUUCCGACAUAUUUUCACUGUAAUUUUCCCGUCUCAUAAAUUGGUUUUGACAGUCCAUAGAUCAUGGAACGGAACCUAACAGCAUAGGAUUAAUUUUUUAAUUUUCUGUUUUAUAGUGUACAGGUUUCCUGCUUAUUUGGUAUCUGGACCAAUGCUAUUGUUUGUUUUGUAGCAUUUGCCUGGGCCCUCUUGCUAAUUCAAAAUAACUUUGAUGGAAA